Messenger RNA from Conger conger (European conger), 3888 nucleotides. RefSeq names its product protein FAM83F-like. The coding region runs from base 78 to 1640 and encodes 520 amino acids. Lineage: Eukaryota; Metazoa; Chordata; Actinopteri; Anguilliformes; Congridae. The transcript is spliced from 5 exons. The record is from RefSeq and is a predicted model, not a curated record.
CAGGUAUAGUGAAGGCGAGAGGAUAGCGUCCGGCGCCUAAAAAAAUAACAAGGGAGGCGGUAUUUUUUUUAGCUACAAUGGCAGACUCUCAAUUGAUGUGCAUGGACGAUGGUCAUAUCAACGAAAAAAUAAUGGAGUCAAAUCCAGAAUUUUACUACAGCGAGGAGCAACGUGCGGCGCUUGAGCAGCUCCUGAUAAACGGUGACGGCGCAUUUAAAGACAGGCUAAAAGAGGACAAGGUUAAUGACUUCCUCUCUGCGAGGGAGAUCAAAUCCAUUCGGCACACUUUUCAGGAACACUGCACGGACAGUGAAGAUAAUCUGGACUCGGCGCCGGCGCCGGCCCAGACGGUCAAACGAGACUCGGGGAUCCACUCCACAUACUGGCCCCAAAUGUCAGAUGUUGAGGUGCCACCCUUAGACAUUGGCUGGCCAGACGGCAGCUCUUAUAAAGGAGUAACACGAGUAAUGGUUCACACGAAUCCGCCGAAAGAAAAUUGUCCUCGUAUUAAGCAAGUGGUACGGAAAAUGAUUCAAGAGUCCAAUAAGGUGGUGGCGGUGGUCAUGGACCUUCUCACGGACCUCCAGAUCCUGCAGGACCUGCUGGACGCAGCCUGCAAGCGCAGCGUCUCCGUCUACAUCCUGCUGGACAGAGGCGGCGAGCCGCACUUCCUGGAUAUGUGCAGUCGGCUGCAGGUCAGCGCACGGCAUCUUAGGAACAUCAGGGUGCGGACAGUACAGGGGGGCGGUCUACUGCUGGCUCCUGGGAAGCUCCCGGGCUCUCUGUGCAACAGAUACAUGCUGGUAGAUGGAGACAAGGUCAUGUUCGGGUCAUACAGCUUCACGUGGAGUUCCUCCCGGAUCGACCGGAGCACGAUGCUCCUCAUGACAGGACACGUGGUGGACACCUUCGACCGUGAUUUUCGAGAGCUCUACGCCGUCUCCGAAGAAGUGGACCUCUACGGCGAGCUCCACAUCGAGAAGGAACUGGCGCCGAUGCCCGCCCCCGUUCGGCCAAAGGUCGAGCAUCAGGCCCCUCCCCCCACCUCCCGCUUUAUGCUUCAGCUGGGAGACCCCCGGGACAUCAGGACCAAAAUCCCGGCGCACAAGUACUACAACCCCAAGUACUCUCUGGUGGUGGGCUCCCUGCAAGACAUCUCAAGCGCCGAGUCGCCCACUGAGCCAGCGACCCAGAGCAACACGAUCCUGAAGGCCAACAGCGAGAGGCCGGACAGGCCCUCCCCGCAGCCCGACUUGCCCGCUGACUCUGAGGGGAAAGGGAGCUUGCGACGGCCCAAAGGACUCGCUCUACUGGUGAAGAAGCCCAGCAUCAGGAGUCUCCUCCGGGUGAAAACGGCCGAUCUGAACGGCGGAGGCGGCGAUGUCUCAUCUCCCUCCCCUACUCGCGCUUCACGCAGGUCUAUAAAAUUCUUCCCCCCACGCCUCACCAUCGGGGGCCCCGUGGACAAGGAGCCGGGGGACAAAUCUGGAGACAAAGAGGCUUCCCCACAGAUCAAAGGAAGGCUCGGGUCCUUAUCGAGAGGAUCCAAAAACUCAUCCCUGCAGAAGGUUAACUCACAGGAAGGGGAGGCCCCGAAAGCACAGGAGCAAUCAGAAAAGGGACCGUGCAUUAUAUCCUGAGAAUGAAGAACAGAAGCCUAGAAGAAUUUUAAGACAUUGAUCUGUGUGAUCAGCUUUUCUAAGGCGGAAAAACAUCUGAGAAGGAACAACUUCAGAGGACUCGAGUUGAACUUGAGCAAUACAACAUGCUCCGUAGACGUGAUAUUUUCGGUAUUAAGAUGCCAUAAUGAACAAGAUAAUCACUGUCGUGUGUUUACUGUUUUCCGGGAGCGGUGUGUAUACGUCACAGGUGCAUAGUUCCAGUGGUUGAAGGUGACAGAACCUGCUGGUUUGCAUUCCACCCUCAGGUCUUAAUCAUUUGCUGGAAGUCAUUACAGGUACAAGAAGUAAACUUUCCUAGGGCAGGGAGGUGGGUGUUCUCCCGCCCUGGAAUUUCUCCCUGAAUAGCCUGUGUGAAGAAGAUUUAUGGAUGACAACACACAAAGGAGGACUCUUGAACACUGAAAUAUUUCAGUGAAUUAUCAUAUGAAUUAUCUUGCGUGUAUAUCUAUUGUGUAUAUAUAAAGAAAGAAUAUUAGAACAGUGAAUUAUUGAUAGCUUUGCACUCGAGUCCUACAACCAGGCUUUUUAGGAGCUAGAAAACAGCAUUUUAAUGAACCAUGGACUACUUCUCAAGAAAAAAAACAAUGAAUUUUCAACACUGUGAAAUGGUGUCUGCAUGUAAAGUUAUUAUUCACGAUGUCAGCUGUUGCCAAUAGCAGUUUAUCCUGGGUGUAUUGCAUAAAUCUAAUAUAUGAGGCAUUAUUUAUCUGGUCACACUUUACAAUAAGGGUCCAUUUACUAUCAUUACUUAAUGAAGUAAUCACCAUUAAUUAAUUGUUAACUAAUAACUAAUGCAACUAUAAUUGACCGCUAAUUAAUGCUGUUUGUGACCCUUUUUGUAUAGGUGAAAACAUCCUAUGAAAUACAUAAUUGACAUUUCAUAAAUGCAUGAGUGGUUAAUAAGCAUUACUUAACCGUAAUUAACUAUUCAUUCAUGCUAUUUGUAAUCAUUAUUAUGCUGAAGGCAUAGAUCCCUUAAGUAACUUUCUCUAAUGUCUUUAUGAAUGACUUAAUAAUGAUUUUCUGAGACAUUAAUUAACAGUUCAUGGUUGCUGAUUAUUGCACAAGCUAAUGCUAAAUAAUGUACCCAUAUUGUAAAGUGUGACCUAUUAUCAUAAUGCUUACUCCUGAACUUUUUUUGCCUCAGUAUUACAGGUGAUAGGAAAAAGUCAUGAGGCUGAGGAUGGAUGUUCUAAAUAUGAAAAACACUACAACUUCAAAAUUAAACAGCCUUUUCCUUUUUAUGAGAACACAAAAUAUCUAAUGCUUCAUGUUUUUAUACUUUUGGUUCAUAUACUAUUACGUCACAAACUAAGUAGAGUGAGUCCAAAUAAAUUAUAAUGUCUUAAGUUUGAUAAAUCCAUUUGAGAAUAUUUUUUGCCAUGUUAGUUGGAUUUAGUUUAACCUUUCUUAUAAUUCUCUUAUCAUUUACAUCAGUGAGAAACAGCUGCAGUGACUGCAGACCUAAUACUGUAUGCAUAAGAUUACCUAUAAAAUUAGAUAAAUAGAACAUUUGUCUGGCUGUUUGAAUGCCAAACGUGUCAGUCCGGUGAAGCAGUGAAACCGCGGAGGAAACGCAAUGCCGAAAGCUUUUCAGUUUGUUUUCAGAGGGAGGGUGAAAAUUUGUUUUUUCCCACCCAUGUUUGGGGAGAGGCAAGUGUGAAAGUUCACUUCUGCACAGACUGAAAGAGGAGUGCCUUCCAACAGAGUCAAAAACGGACUCUUUCAGAACAAAGUUAAGGAGGCCUGCAAACUAACCAACUAGUAUGAGUUUCAUAAUGUACGUUUUUGGGCUGUGUUGCUACUUUCCUCUCUCUCUGCUCUUUUAAAAAAAUGCAAUGUGGUAUUGCCACACUUUUAAUAAGCUACUCGGGCCAGUGCUUUAAGGGCAGAUGUGUAAUAAGCUCAGUUUUACGUUGUGGUCUAUAUCGGGCCCUUCUCUGGCUGCUGAGCUGCGGGUUGUAGCUAGCCCGGGGUUACUGCGAUCUCUCAGUAUGCUAGCCUUAGUGAUCCUUGACUUAGCUAACGCUCAGAACUGGGCCCUCUGAAAACUGGAGUCAGUCGUGUGUAGCACGAAGGCACCAUGUUUAUCAUAACAGUCCAUGUUACAGACUGUGUAUGUGUUGUUUUUGAGCACAGUGAGAAGUUGUCAAAACAUCAGUUUUAAUUGACUGCUGAAUAAAAUGUUCUGGUGGCUAUAUUUGUA